UUUUAUGGUUGAUAAAUCACAUAUAUUAUAUAUUAGUGAUACUUUGAUUUACCGUAGAUGUUUAAUAAUUUUGGAAACAUUGCAUUUUUGCCCGUUAUGUUUCACCAUCUGUUCUACGGAUUUAUAUUUUCUAAAGUAGUAUUGACGGUGGCUUAGAACGCAGUCGGUCAAUUUAAAUAUCAAAUUAGAACAGAAAGGUGAACUAUUCAUCAAGGAUGUCUUCUGAUGCAUUGUGUAACAGUACUAACAAAUUACAUUAUCUACAAAAGAAAAGCCGUUUUAAGUUGAUGAGGACUUGGUCAUUUCACGGCAAAUCAGCUAAAACAGAACAUGAUCUCAAGAUAGUAUCAACAGGUUCCUUGGAUGGAGACACAAUAGAUGGCUCUAGUAGAAAAAUUCAGCUUUCAGACUCAAUAUUGGACAAUUUUGACUCACCAGAUAAAAAACUAUUUAAGUCAAAUGAAAAAGUCUGUCAGUCUGGAAGCAAGUUGUCCAAACGAGAAUCGCUUAAGGAGAAGAAAAAAAGUUACAGAAGCCAAAAGAAAGAAGUGGCUAGAGAAAUAAUGAACUCAGCAUCUGAUCAGUCAUUUGUUCUUAUGGCUGACUGGUUAAAAGUUCGUGGUACCUUGAAAAGUUGGACUAAACUUUGGUGUGUUUGCAAACCAUCAAUGUUGAUUAUAUACAAGAGUGAAAAAAUGAAAACAGGUCACUGGGUUGGUACAAUUUUGCUGAACACUUGUCAGCUUCUGCAGAGGCCCUCAAAAAAAGAGGGAUUUUGUUUUAAAUUGUUUCAUCCACUGGACCAGUCCAUUUGGGCAACAAAGGGACCAAAAGGAGAAACUAUUGGUGCAUUUGUUCAGCCCUUACCCAUGUCCUAUGCCAUCUUUCGUGCACCAUCUGAGAACCAAGGAAAGUGCUGGAUGGAUGGAUUAGAGCUUGCUUUAAAGUGCACGAGUCUUAUUAAACGUACAACCUCACGACCAAAUGACAUAAGCACUGAUCUGACUGCUGCCUUAGCACCAGACAUACCUCCAACAUUAGCCUCACAUAUGAGCUCUUGUUUGAUUGAUGAUACUGAAGAAACUAUAGAAGAGUCAGAGGAUCUCCUUGAGCACUUUAGUGAUGAUGAUGAUCACUGUAGUACAGGCUUGAGUGAAUCUGACUUUGAAUUGGCUGAGGAAGAAAGCAAACCACAAAGUAUACCUAAAGUUGAAGAAACAGUUUAUGUUUCAAAUGAAGUAGAAGAGCUUGGUCAGCAAGGAGAUGCUUGUCAAACAGAAGAAGUUGAUGACGAAAAUAAAAGUUUAAUUUGGACCUUAGUGAAACAGGUACGUCCGGGUAUGGACCUAUCUAAAGUGGUACUUCCAACCUUUAUACUGGAACCAAGAUCUUUCCUGGAUAAAUUAACAGAUUACUAUUAUCAUGCUGAUAUUUUAUCACAGGCAGUCCAGCAAGAAACUGCUCUUGAAAGAAUGAAAAUGGUAGUCAAGUGGUAUUUGUCAGGAUUCUACAAAAAACCCAAGGGUUUGAAAAAGCCUUAUAAUCCCAUAAUAGGAGAAACAUUUCGUUGCUACUGGGUCCACCCUAAUACCAACAGUAGGACUUUUUAUGUUUCUGAACAGAUAUCCCAUCAUCCACCAAUCUCAGCCUUCCAUGUAACCAACAGGCAUGAUGGUUUCAACAUUAAUGGUUGUAUUUUGGCAAAGUCUAAAUUUUAUGGUAAUUCCAUCUCAGCCAUCUUGGAUGGAGUGGCAACUUUAACAUUUCUUGAACGAGGAGAAGACUAUUAUUUAACAAUGCCCUAUGCUCAUUGCAAAGGUAUAUUGUUGGGAACACUUACCAUGGAAAUGGGUGGAAAAGUAACCAUAGACUGUCCUAAAACUGGCUACCACUGUGAUCUGGAUUUUAAAUUAAAGCCCUUUUUUAGUAAUGGAGAAGCAUCAAAUCGUAUCACUGGACGUAUUAUAAUGGGAGAAGAGGUAUUAUGUACAUUUGAGGGUCAUUGGGACCAGCAGAUUUACAUAAAGGAGCUAACAAACAGGGAAAAAGUUUUGUUUUGGGAUCCAUCCCCUGAAACAAGGAGCAAAAGACUAGUGAGGUAUACUGUACCAAUAGAGCUACAGAGAGAUAAUGAAUCUGAAAGAUUGUGGAAGAAGGUUAGUGAUGCUGUGGUCAUACAAGACAUGCAUGCAGCCACUUCAGAAAAACAUAAGUUGGAAGAGAAACAGCGUAAUGAGGCCAAAGAGCGACAUAGAAACAAAGUAGAAUGGAUACCAAAAUGGUUUAACCUUGACCCUGCUAUAAACAAAUGGAUCUACAAACAUGUGGAUGCUAGACCAUGGGAUCCUAUGACUGACUGUAUUCAGUAUGAGAAGGAUUACAUCAUAAAGACCCAAACAUUUCAUACAGUGCCACAUAUUUGGCCUGCCACAUCUGUCAAAGGUUUCAGUAGACAUUCAAUGCUUGCCACUGAUGACAGCUAUUCAUCUGAUAACAAUGCUGCAGAGUCUGAUGAUGCCAGAUGCAGGAACACAAAUAGAAAGUCAAGUCCCUCUGAUAUACUAAGUGCAUCUGAUGGUAACAAAUCUCACAAGGGUCAUUUUCAAGAAGAAAAUGCUGGUCUCAAGUCCACCCAAAAAACAGACCAUCAUCAAAAAGUAAAUGUGCUUUAUCCAGAAAACAAAGUUUCUUCAACUCCUGAACGAACAAGAAGACAUGGCCCAACUUCUGCUAGUAGGCUCCCAUCUACUGACAACAGGGGGAGCCCCUCUAAAAUAUCAUUUAGGGAGGAUAUGAAAUACACACAGGUAUCUCCUUUGAAAACUUCAGUUGAAAGUGGUGAUACAAUACCUCGGGACUCCAAACCAGGUUCUGUUAGUCCAUCUUUUAGACAUGUCACAACAGACUCGGCUGGACGGACAUCACUUGUCACACAGGAGGUUCACACUUUGGUUAAGAUAGCUAAAAUGCAAGAUGAAAUGCAUGCUGUAUUAAAUGACAUGAUGUCCCGAGUGGUAGACAUCCAAAAAUCUCAGGCUAAGCCCGAGUCUCAACACCUUCCAAUUGAAAGAGAACCAAAUCAAGCCAGUGCUGUAGGAGGUCUUCAGGUUAGAGAAUGGGUUUGUAUGGCUGUCAUUUUGGUCUUCCAGACUUUGCUGCAGUUCUAUUUUUCUCGCUCAAGUUGAGUUGGACUACAUGUUAAGUCUUAAUAAAUUUUGUUAAUAAAUAUUUAGUUUUAAUUGUUACAUUAUUGAGUGCAUUUGUUUUGUGAGAACCAAUGUACAGGGAUGUAUGAUGAACUCAUGAAAAAUACUGGAUCUAGUCAUUAACUGUUAUACAAGGCAAGAAAGGUGUUCAUACUUGUUAUCUGCCAGUGCAAUACUCUGUAACAAAAAGUACUGCUUCAUUUUAAUUUGGCAGGUAUUCUCUGAUGGAAAACAUACAAUUCCUACUUUUGUAUUUAAACUUGUUUUGGAAGUGAAAUAAAAUUGCAAUAAUAUUUCACUUGUUAUAAUUCUCUUGGCAAUUAUUUUUAAUAUUAUUUCUUUAAAGUUUUAAAUAUGUUCCUCCAUGUACUUUAUAUUUUUAUAAGAUUUCUCUCAUUUGAUUUUUAAAAAUGUUUUUUAGUUUUAGGGCAGCUUUCACUCUAAAACAAAGCAUUUUUAUAUUUGAACAAAAAGAACUUAUUCUAAAUUAAACGAAUUAAACACACUUCUUCAAUAGCAUAUUUUCAACAAUUCUGAUUACACAAAAGUAUUUUUCUGUGAAACUUGAGAUAUUUAAAAUACCAUACAUUUACCAAUCCACUUUUGGAAGUUUUUUAUACAGAAGUAAAGUUUGCUCAUCUCUAUCAAAUCUUAAAAGUCAAAAAUGUGGCUAAAUGUUUUUUAUGCUGUAAGAUGAAAUUAGAGUUUGUGAAAAGAAUGGUUGGCAUUUAAAAUUUACUUUUAAAAAUAUUUUGUUGACUGAAAUGCUCCAUAACUUAAAAUGUACUGUGCAUUUGGUUUAAACUGUUCUUUACUUUUUUUUAAUCUGCUAGUUACUUUUAAAAAGAAUCACAUGUUUAGAAAAAACUAGAUUGUGUGUGGUUUUUGUUUUAAGCAUUAAAUCUCCCGUGAAGAUAGUUGGGAAAUGGAUAUAUUAGAUUUUUCCCCCAAAAUAAUUUUUAUUUUAUUUUUCCAAAGAAAGAACUGGAAUUCAUGUUGUCUGUGGUUAUCAAAAAUGCAUUAUCUUUUAUCCUGGGGGUGACAAGUACACUCACAGACAUCCUAAAAUGAAGGUUGAAGUCAAAACAUAUAUUAUUUACUUUAAAUAUUGUCUAUGACCAAUAUUCAUCCUGUUGGCUGUGUUUAAUGAAUUGCAAUAAUAUUGAAUUUAAUGUAAUACUAAAGUUUAUAUUUGUCUCAAUGAAGAAAGUGUGGUAUGCUACAACUCUUGUUAUUGGUCUUGUAAUAAAAACCUGUCAGAAGCCAUAGUUGUAUCCACAUUAUCCUGCUCUAAAUAGGUAGACUACCUUUUGUUAAAUCUUUUGUACAUAUUAAUAGAGAUAUAAACCAAUAUCAGUGAUAAUACCCAUUUAUCAGGCAAAGUAUUUUUUUAAUUUAUUGUAUCAAUAGCAUAUUAAAUUAUUUAUCAUUGCAUUUAUUCAGUUUUUAUAAUGUACUAUUUUGAUGAAGUUCAUAAACUCUAUUCAGUGGGUUUUUUUUUUUAAUUGUUUUAGUACAAAUUAUACCAUUAUUCAUAUUACUGUGUUCCAAGCAAAGAGUAAAAGUAAAAUAAUUAGUCUACACUUUAGAUUCCUAGUUUUUUAAAAUAAUUUUGAGCCUGUAUGACUUUUUGACUAACUAUCAGUAUGCCUCUUCCAAGUAUGUCUAUGACUGUACCCCAUUACCCAAGGAUGCAUGAAUGUUGUUUGCCCUGUUGUUUAUUGCCUCUGCAAAUUUUAUACACAGACAUAUAAGGUCAUAAUUUCUUGAAAAUUAUUAGCUUUAUGCUCAGUUAGCUUUCACUGACUUGCAGUUUCAGUCAAAUAGCUUGAAGUAGAGGUAGACAAGAUCUGUUAUGGUAUGUAGUAUAAUUGUUGCAAUCUGUCUCUUCUUAUUUAUACUUCAUUCCUCAUGCUUGAGUCUAUCAUCAUUAGCAGAAAUUAAGAAAUAAAAUUUCACCAAGUUCUACUAAAUCCAAUAUUAUCCGACUAGAUCCGAUACAAGUGUUAUAAUUCAUGUGAUUUGACUUUCUGUAAUGGGGGGGG
This is a messenger RNA of Physella acuta, 5251 nucleotides long. RefSeq names its product oxysterol-binding protein-related protein 8. Gene Ontology annotation, molecular function: cholesterol binding. Lineage: Eukaryota; Metazoa; Mollusca; Gastropoda; Physidae. The record is from RefSeq and is a predicted model, not a curated record. Gene Ontology annotation, cellular component: cytosol; cortical endoplasmic reticulum; membrane.